Molecule: messenger RNA, 507 nt
Organism: Adineta ricciae
Lineage: Eukaryota; Metazoa; Rotifera; Eurotatoria; Adinetida; Adinetidae
Source: the annotation of a GenBank genome assembly
AUGGCAGACAAAAAACUGAAGAAGAAAGCUCAACGUGCUACUAGCAAUGUAUUCUCUAUGUUUGAUCAAAAGCAAGUUCAAGAAUUCAAAGAAGCGUUUAAUCUCAUGGAUCAAGACCGUGAUGGUACGGUUAGUUUAGAUGACUUAAAAGAAGUAUACGCUUCACUUGGCAAAUCGCCCAAAGAAACUGAGUUGAAGAGUAUGCUCGAAGAAGGUCAAGGUCCAGUUAAUUUUACAACAUUAUUGACUUUAUUUGGUGACCGACUAAAUGGUACUGAUGAAGAGAAUGUCAUCCUGAACGCAUGGAAGAACUUUGAUCAAGAUGGAACUGGACAAAUUAAUCAAAGAGCCUUACGAGAAAUUCUUACAGGCGAAGGACGUCAGGAAGAUCGAUUGAGCGACAUGGAAUUUAGUCAAAUGCUUGAAGGCGCACCAUUAGAUCCAAAAGGCAAUUUGGAUUAUGCUGCGUUCACUCGACAAAUUAAACGUGGCAAAGAAGAUGAAUAA